AUGGCAACGUCGUCAGAUAAACGGUCAAGCCUAGCUAAUGAGAAGCGUCCGAGCGUCCAAAUGAAGGUUCGUCUGACCCUUUUUAUCUCGGAAAAUACUCGUUUUACUGCCAGAUUCACAGAAUUUCAAAAAAUCCGGAAAAAACUCGAGUAACAUUUCCGAAAUCCCUUAUUUCAGAACAGCUUCAACAGCGACGCCUACAAAGUGCCGAUCAAGCAAAUCUUGACAGCUCCCAGCCAAUCUCACUCCCGCAUCACUCCCGGUGGCCAAGUAAGAUUUUUUCAAUUUUCGAUCUAGUCCAACUUUUCGGAUGAUCCAAAUUGAGAAAAAAAAAUCGUUGAUUAUCAAAGAAAUUUUUCUGCUUCUCUCAUGGUUUUUUCGAGAAAAGUUCUAGCCUUUCUCUCAUUUAUUGGUGAGAAAAUAAUCAGUUCCUCCGUUUUUUUGUAUCUAUUAGCUGACGAUAAACACAACUCCAAACUUUAAAAAAUAUACUGAAAAAUCGUUUUCGCAAGUCUCGAUUGUAAGACAGACCUAGCCGGCCUAGUCCUCAUUCGGCAACCCUUCUAUGAUUUAAAAAUUCCCUCUCGUUCCAAGGCAGUUUCCAAUAGUAACAAUGUCCCAAAGCUCCAGAUAUGGAACGAAAAAAUUCCAAAUACGAGUUACACGGAACUUCCAAAAAUAAACCCAUACCACACUAAAUUCCUUUUCUGAAACAUCAAAAAUCCCAAAUUCCAGCUCUUCCUCUGCGCGAUGGGCCUGAUCAUCAGCGUGGCGAUCUGCGUCUGGCUCGGCAUUUUCAGCCGCGAAAGCGGAUGGCGACGGGCGGUUUUUGCCUCGGCCGCCGCCUUUUGCGCGGUCCUCUUCGCCCUUUUGACCUUUAUGACGAUUCGACGAGCAAAAAAGUGAGCCGAAAUGAAUAAUUCCCCGGCAUUUUGUUGAGCUUUUCAGUCCCCCUGAGCCGGAACCGCUUCCCGACCUCUCGCAACGACGCUCCACCAUCGGCGCUCGCAUAAGCAAACGCUCGAUUGGGGCCGGAGUCAGCCAGUCGGACGACUGCCCAUCCCAGGUUUCGAUUAUUCAUAAAGAUGGCCAAACUUAGGAAAAAGUUCACUAGUGAGUCUGUUCUGAGCCGUGCAAAGAAACCUUACUUCGAGCUGGGUAAUUUAAAAAUUCUCUGUCUAAAAAUUCCAAAGAGAGAAGGUUUGAGUAUAUCGGACUAUUAAAAGGUUCAAAUAUUCAUGAAAACCUUUUUCGAGCUAGGUAAUUUUACGUGUGGUUUUAGAAUCACAGGAACAGCUAUGUUAAGCGUUUUUCAGUGUCGAAAACUCACGAAAACCCCUUUUUUUGGAAAAAGUCAUUGAAUUUUCUUUUUAAAAACUGGUCUAUGUUGUCCAAAGGACCAUUUUUAAAGCUGGGCCUUCCAAUUCUGCGUCUUCAAAAUCCAGAAAUCCGAAAUUUUUGUAAUUUUCGGGCAAUAACCAGGCUUAAGAGCCAAAUAUCUCUUCUCUAGACUUUCAGUCAACCUUCGUAAAUUUUACACAAAUAUUGCAGAUUAUAAGCUUCAGUUCUACUUUCAGGCUCAGUUUUAACCACAACUUCAGAUCAAUCUCUUUUUUUCAUGAAUUUACUUAAGUUAAAAAUUCCUUGAAAGAGCUACUUUUGAGUUCAUAAAAUUUUUCGUUUAAACUUCUUGACCAUGGCCUCGAAUUCACUUUGAAAAAUUAAAUUCAAAUUUCCAGGUCUUGGUAACUGGAGGACGAGGAUCGCUUACCGCCACAUAA
Caenorhabditis auriculariae is the source of this 1781-nucleotide messenger RNA. NCBI's taxonomy places the organism in Eukaryota, Metazoa, Nematoda, Chromadorea, Rhabditida, Rhabditidae. The record is from the annotation of a GenBank genome assembly.